AUGUUUUACAACGGCGAAACUAUUUGCGAGGCAUUCUUCAAGGCAGAGACAAGCUGGAUUCUCUCCCAAGGGCCUUCCACAGUGUCCUCCCCGGAGAAAAAACGUCAGUGGGAAAAGAGUGACAAAGUCACUGUGCCUCGCAGCUUCCGGCUGCUAGACGAGCUGGACGCCUGCGGCAGACAGCGUAGUUGUGCCGGUUGUUCGCUGAAUGUGGACUUUUCUGAAAAGGGCCAAAAGUGCGAAAGAGCAUCGCACCUUUCCUGGGGCCUGGCCUACGAUGACGACAUCACCCUGACCACGUGGAACGGCACGAUUUUCGGACCUAUUGACACAGCCUUUGACAACCGUAUCUAUUCCCUCCAAAUUGUUUGUGGACCUAACUAUCCGGACGUCCUGCCCGAAGUGCGCUUCACUGCGGGCAUCAAUAUGAAUUGCGUCGAUUCCGAGGGGACCGUCAAGCCGACGUGGGGCGUCUUAGGCCCACAGUGUGCAGUGGCCUCUAAGGGAGGCUCGGAGCUCUGGAAUCUGCUUGCUUUGCAUGUUCUCCGGCACGGCUACUCAGCGACCCAGAAAAGGUGCAGCCCCGCCAACCGCCAUUUGACCCAGCCGGACACCGCGCCCCCUGUACGCUUGCAAGGUGAUGUGGGGCUUCCGAGCAAGGAAGCAGCUUUCCUACGCAUCCAGUUUGUCAUGUGCAAGAGCUCAUCCACCGCAGGAACAGGCCUCUGGAUCCGUGGCCAAGCUCGGAACUUGGAACAGCUGCGGACCUUCUCCGUAAAGUUAGAUGCAGACAUGGAAAGGGGAAGGCCGAGAAGUAUUCAGAUGGCACCACCUGACAACACAUCAGAUGACACCUUUGUUUUGGACGGCCAGCUGCAAGGUAGCAUCGAGCUCCAGAGAAGCACCCGAAGAUGCAAGUCGGCCCCCAAGGGUUGGAAGCUUCCGACCUUCAUCGACGUGGACGCAAGGUUUGUGAACUUCGCUGUCGAAAUUGAUGAAGCAGUUUCAGCCUUUCCCCCAGAGGGUGCUCCCGGCCUGGUUUUAGAGAAGCUUCAGGCACCUAUCGGAGUGGAGCUCGAGGUUGUGCAGCAGCUUGAGGACGUGGUGCGCUGGAAUACGGCCAUCGCCGAGCAUGGGCGCGCCAAACACUGGCGCAAAGCGGUGCAUCUGCUCGAGCGCGGGGAGGAAGAGCGUCGACACCCCAACACCGUGACACUGAACGCUGUGAUGGGUGCUUGCGAUCGCGCUUCACAGUGGCAGCACGCCCUGUCGUUGCUCCGAGACCUCCACAAACGAGGGCAGCCGGACGUCAUUAGCUACAACACGGCUCUGAACGCCUGCGCCAAAGGCAGCUGUUGGCAGCUGGCUGUGGCCCUGCACCGGCCCGGCACUGCCUUGGCACCGGCUUUGAGGUCCUGCAGCCAAGGCCGGCAGUGGCAGCGGGGCCUCGCCAUGCUCGACCAGGCCGAGGAGUUGGACCUCCGGGCCCUGACGGCUGGGAUCCAGGCCUGCUCUUUCGGGGGCUGCUGGCAGCUGGCCCUGGAGCUGCUUCAGCGGAUGGAAGGCCUCCGGCACACUGCAGAUGCCAUUGCCAUCAGCGCUGCCAUGGGAACAUGCGAGAAGGCCGACCAGUGGCUUCUGGCCCUGGCCCUCUUUUGUGGCCUAAGUGGCCGGGAAAUUCAACCUGAUGUCGUCAGUUUCAACUCCGCACUUAGCAGCUGUGCACGAGGAGAGGCAUGGCAAGAAGCCUUGCAGCUCCUCCACGCGGCUUGCCACGAAGUCCAGCCGGAUGUGGUGACCUUCACCACUGCCAUGUCCGCGGCGUCCCGGGCCCAUGGCUGGGAGCAGGCCCUCGAGUUGCACAGGAUCCUUCGCACAGCGGUUGAGGCCAACAGCGUAGCGCAACUAACCACCAUCCAAGCCUGCGGGACCCUGGAGAACUGGCAGAAAGCGCUGUGUUUGCUGGCAGAUCCAGAUCCUGGUGACCUAGAGGUGAGCAGCUGCAACGCAGCACUCGCGGCGACGGGCUCCUGGAAGGCAGCGUUGCAGCUCACCGCCUCCAUGGCCAUCACAAGGAUUCCUGCCACUUCGGUGACGUGCCAGAGCCUCGCACGCUCGUUCGAGAGGGCUUCACGCUGGCAGCCUGCACUGGGGAGCUUGGCCUGGCUGAAGAACUUCAAAGUUCCUCCAGAUGACGACUCGUACAAGGCCAUCGUUGCAGCCUGCCAGGCCUGUACGGCCACAGCCGCAGGCGUGGCCUUGAUGUACGAGAUGCAGGGGAAGGAGGCCAAGACUGGCUCUUCCACUUUGCUGUGGACCCUGGCACGGCUUCAAGUCCGGGAUGCGGAGCUCCGUGCCUUAGCUGCCACCGCUGUCGCCCCAAUCCUGGAGGGCUCCACCUCCCCAGCGGAAUUGGCAAUGAUAUCCUGGUCCCUCGCGACACUGGGCAUCGCGAGCCCACGAUUUCGGGCCGAGUGCUGCCGUCAAACACCAUCUCUUCACCGCUUCACCACAGAGGAGCUCCGGCACGUCUCCCUCGGCCUUGCCGCGGCUCCGGGCGGUCCAGAGGCCUUCCGCGAGUUGCAGCGGGAGGUGCGAGCCCGUCUGCGAAAGCUGACCUUGACGAGCUUUGCAACGCCUCUUCGACGAAAGGCUCUGGAGGACGACCUUCUCAGCAUUCUUUGGGCCUGCAGCUUCGCAGGCGCCGUGCACCCGACGCUGCGCUGGGCGCUUGGUGACUGCUUCCGAGAGCUUGGCGCCAGCUUGGAUCAGAGGUCCCGAUCGCUGCCUCAGCCACUGCACAGCAAGCGCCCGCUGCUGGGGCCGUCUGUGCGGCUGGAGCUGGAGGAUCGGAUGGUGAUCCUCAAGCCAGUGGGCUGGGAGGUUUGUGACGGGAACCUUCAGCGACAGCUUCGACACUUCGUGGGCUCUUGGAAAGGCGGCAACUGGCCGAUCUUGCAGAGCACGCAACACGAUCAUGGCUUUCUGCACCGCGUUGAUGUUCCGUGCUCUGGGUUGAUUCUCUUUGCGAAGAGCUUUGAAGCAUACUACGACUUGCAGGUGCAGUUGCGAGCUGGAGAGAUUCGGCGCGAUUAUACCGUCUUGUGUCAUGGGUGGAUGGCCCAGCGGCAACGCAGGGUGGAUGCACACGUCACAUGGCAAGGAGACGGACCAACUCACUCCAGCUGUGUCGGAAAGCCUGCACGCACGGAAUUCAAGGUCCUGGCACACAUUCUGCUCGCUGUUGGCACGGCGACUUUGACAGUGGUGCGGAUCACGACUGGCCGCCGCCACCAGAUUCGCAGCCACUGCUCGUUUACGGGGCACGCAGUCGUGCGGGACGAGAAGUACACAGCUCUACAGACGCAGCAGUUGGACUUCAGCGUUUGCGAGUCGAUCUUUUUGCAUCGCCACUGCCUGAUCUUCAACGGCAUGACCGGAGAACAUGAGGUGGUGGAUCGUUUGCCUGCGGACCUCACUGCCGCCCUGACCACCGCAGUUGGCAAGGAUUCCGCUUCUGCUGUCGCGCUGGGCCGUUGCCUGACAGACUUUCAGCACUACAUUUUGCAGAUUCCUCAAUGA
This is a messenger RNA of Symbiodinium natans, 3582 nucleotides long. Lineage: Eukaryota; Dinophyceae; Suessiales; Symbiodiniaceae. The record is from the annotation of a GenBank genome assembly.